Messenger RNA from Leucoraja erinaceus (little skate), 3772 nucleotides. Its product is annotated as lysophospholipid acyltransferase 2-like. Bases 288 to 1892 code for a protein of 534 amino acids. NCBI's taxonomy places the organism in Eukaryota, Metazoa, Chordata, Chondrichthyes, Rajiformes, Rajidae. Gene Ontology annotation, cellular component: membrane. The transcript is spliced from 14 exons. Gene Ontology annotation, biological process: lipid modification. The record is from RefSeq and is a predicted model, not a curated record. Gene Ontology annotation, molecular function: acyltransferase activity.
GUUGUCUCAAAGACCCAACCUUAAAAAGUAUGGGUCCUCCGGGAAACACCCAUCGAGGAAUCCUUUUGCGGUUAAAUUGUCGUUAAACGAUUUCUUAAGUCACCCAGGCCCGGCUUUAGAAACGAUGACGUUCGGCAGUGGGAGGCUGACGAAAGGGACAAGGGUUUGUGCUGGUGGUGAUCAAAGAUCUUACAGCAGAGCAGGAUCUUUGGUGGUGAUGUUAGCCUUGGAUGGCGGGGCCAGACUAGGGCGGAGCAGGGAGUUUGUGCGAGUUUUGUGAGUUUCAGAUGAGGAGCCGCCGCUCAGUUCCAGGCGACUUGAAGAGACACAGAGAGACCGCCGCACUCCAACCACCGGCCAUGCAGUCCAGCAGCAGUGGAUCCGAGCUGCUCCUGCCCCUCAGCGAGGCACUCCGUCUCCCCAUAGAGCAGGUAAAUUUUGCCAUGUGCCAGUUUUUUGGAUUGUUUGCAGCCUUGUUAUUUCGGUACUACCUGCACCCAAGCAAAACCAGCCAUGCCAUCAGACAUGCAGUCGUCACCCUGCUGGGUCUUCACUUCGCCUUCUUCUGCUUCGGCAGAUACGCUAUUUAUUUCCUUGGCGAGGUGAUCCUGUUGUAUGGUGUUAUGGUGAUGGUGCACAUCAAGAGCAUUCACAAGUACACUUUCCUGGCAGCAAUGACCUACCUAACCAUCUGUCAGAUUAUCCGAGUCUACGUCCUUGAUAGCGAAGAGUGCUCUGCUGAUUUUUCUGGGCCACUAAUGGUGAUCACACAGAAAGUAACAAAGUUGGCAUUUGAACUUCAUGAUGGUUUGGCCCGAGAUGAUAAAGAACUGAGUCUCUCCCAGAAGCGCUUAGCAGUGAGGCGGAUACCAAGUCUACUUGAGUAUGUCAGCUACAACCUCAACUUCAUGGGCAUCCUUGCAGGCCCUCUGAGCUCUUUCAAUGAUUACAUCUCCUUCAUUGAGGGCAGAAACUUCGAGGCUGGGCAGGUCCCCCUUGCUAAUGGAACGGAGAGAAAAGCCUGCUCCCUGAAUGAACCUUCACCUCUGGUAAGGGUGAAAUGGGAGCAUGCUGUGUGCAGCGUGUGUGUGGUUGUGCAUCUGUCCCUGAACGAACGGUUUCUCGUUGGCUACAACAAUGACGAUGACUUCAUGGCCAGAAGCUCGCAGCCCUUGCGUUUACUCUAUCUCUACACCUCCCUCAUGGCCCACAGACCAAAGUAUUAUUUUGCCUGGACCAUUGCUGAUGCCGUCAAUAAUGCUGCCGGCUUUGGAUUCAAUGGAUACGACCGUCACGGCCAACCUCGCUGGGAUCUGGCUUCCAACCUCAACAUCGACAAGAUCGAAUUUGCAACAAGCAUGAAGAUGUUUAUUGACAAUUGGAACAUGCAGACAGCUGUGUGGCUCAAGGAAGUCUGCUACGACCGGUGUCCUUUCUGCCCAACGUUGCUGACAUUCCUGCUAUCGGCAGUCUGGCAUGGAGUCUAUCCUGGCUACUACUUCACCUUCAUGACUGGCAUGCUUGUUACCCUCGCAGCAAGAGCCGUCCGAAGCAACUUGAGGCCAUAUUUCUUAGUUUCCCCGGCACGCAAAGCGUUUUAUGACCUGGUGACAUGGGCGACUACACAGAUUGUGGUGAGCUACACAGUGGCACCUUUCGUCCUUCUCUAUAUGGAUUCCUCACUCAAAUUUUACAGGUCCUGGCACUUUAAUUUGCAUAUCAUUGCCAUCGCUCUCAUCUUGGUGUUGCCGAAGAAGCCAAAGGGUGCAUCAAAGGAACAACGCAGGCCUCAAGAGGCCAAACCAUUGGAGAUGGCACAUCAUUGCAAUGGACACCGGAACGGAUAUGCACCAAUGAACACCAACCAAAACCAUCGGAUGAAAAUCGACUAAGUGGAGAAGAGGGAUCUCCGUGAACCUCUGAGAGGAGGAAGCGGCUAACGCAACCGCUGUGACCAAUGACUUGCCAGCAGUUUGAAACACUAUUGAAAGCCACUGUUCAGUUUGGCCGCCGAGUGAAGAAUGGUGGCUUUUGUCAGGAAAGGCCAACAGUGAAAUGUGCAAUAAUCAAACCUUUUAAUAGGGACGGUACAACACCCGCAACAGGCAGAAAGUGAACAAGAGAGGCCGGGGGAUAAAUUGUCAACUUCAUAAAAACAUAACCUCAAGUCAACUCACUCAAUACAUCAGUUCAUCUGCAGCGUUUUUUUUAGGACGCCAACAUGAUGUGAAGAGACAUGCUGGUCAUUGGAAUCUUCACGUUACUAUUUUGAAAUCGAUACAUCCCACGUGGGUUUUCCGCAGUUUGGGAAAAACCGGAAGCUGAAGGUGGUAGAAAGCAGAAACUGCAGAUGUCAGUUUACACAAAAAGACACAAAGUGUUGGAGCUAAUCAGCGGGUCAGGCAGCAUCUCUGGAGGACAUGGACAGGUGACGUUUCGGGUCGCUGACCUGAUAUGUCACCUGUCCGUGCUCUCCAGAGAUGCUGCCUGACCCGCUGAGUUACACUUUGUCCUCCUGUGGCUAAAGGCACCUGGAUGCAGCAGGUAAUUAACUAUUUGUGGACCAGGAACAGAUGAAUUACUUCCUGAUCAUGAUCAUUCAUACAAUUCCCCAUCCGAGAUUGGCUGCCCUCCCGUCCCCUCACUCAUCCCCAGUUUGCUCUCCGACAACAUCUGCUUCUCACUAUCCCGGCUGUUGGUCAUCCGGCUGGCUUGGACACACUAGAGGCAGGAAACAUGUUCCCGAUGUUGGGGGAGUCCAGAACCAGGGGCCACAGUUUAAGAAUAAGGAGUAAGCCAUUUAGAACGGAGACGAGGAAACACUUUUUCUCACAGAGAGUGGUGAGUCUGUGGAAUUCUCUGCCUCAGAGGGUGGUGGAGGCCAGUUCUCUGGAUGCUUUCAAGAGACAGCUAGAUAGGGCUCUUAAAAAUAGCAGAGUCAGGGGAUAUGGGGAGAAGGCAGGAAUGGGGUACUGAUUGGGGAUGAUCAGCCAUGAUCACAUUGAAUGGCGGUGCUAGCUCGAAGGGCCAAAUGGCCUACUCCUGCACCUAUUGUCUAUUGUCUAUAAUGGACUAAAGAAGAGGGAAAAUCAGCAAGGCCUCCCCAAAUGACCUGAAACAUCACUUUUUCCUGUUCUCCAGAGAUGCUGUCUGACCCGUUGAGUUACUCCAACCUUUUUGUGUCUAUCUUUGGUUAUUAUCUCUUCAGCCCCAUAACCCCUGACACCCUUAAUACAUAAUGACACACAAAAUGUAACACGGUACCAGAGCUAAGGAUGUCUCACAGAAAUAUCAUGGGAAAUGCGAUGACCCAAUAACGUACAGACAGGGCUUGAGACUUCUUCAGUAAAUGCCUCAAUGUAAGCUUUCAGUCUUCCAACGAAAACAUCUGCUGAAGAAUGUGCUUCGGAGGAGAAAUGAAGAGAAGAGCUUCUUAGGUCAGCAUAAUCUUCACACCUUGUAUACGUAAUAAUCUCAUUUCAGAGUCAGUGAGGCUUGCUGGCAGCUUCCUGCUUCUUGGAAUCUACUACCCCACCAUACAUAGUGAAGAAGUCAAUGAAGGACCUUGUCAAUAUGGGAACGCAAACCUAUUUUGUUCUGGGGCGACUGAUGGCUUAUUUAUAGUUAUAAAGUGAAUAUGAAUGGUUAGACCUAAAGGAAUGAUUUAGCGUUGCUUUGAUAUGUGUGCUCUCUUAAAAUAACCUCUGAAAGUUUUAGAUUACUAUAAUAAUGUGGUUUGCUUUUAUAUAUAAAAAGAUGACUUUUGAUGCUG